CGUCUGAGCCAUGCGGUGGCUAUUUAGAUGCCAGCGAUGCAGGCUACAUCACCACCCCCGGCUACCCUCUGGAGUACCCCCCUCACCAGAACUGCCGCUGGGUCAUCACAGCCCCCGAGCCUUCGCAACGCAUCGUCCUCAACUUCAACCCGCACUUUGAGAUAGAGAAACUGGACUGCAGGUAUGACUAUGUAGAGAUCCACGAUGGGAACUCAGAGACCGCUGACCUUCUGGGGAAGCACUGCAGCAACAUCGCUCCUGCACCAAUCAUAUCGUCUGGUGCCUCACUCCACAUCAAGUUCGUAUCCGACUACGCCCACCAAGGGGCGGGCUUCUCGCUGCGCUACGAAAUAUUCAAAACCGGCUCAGACUGUUCCCGUAACUUCACCAGUCCCACGGGUCUCAUUGAGUCCCCAGGCUUCCCUGACAAAUACCCCCACAACCUUGAGUGCUCCUUCAUCAUCAUUGUCCCUCCCAGCAUGGAUGUGACCCUCAUCUUCCUCACUUUUGACCUGGAGAACGACCCCCUGCCAGGUGGAGAGGGAGAGUGCAAGUACGACUGGCUGGAAGUGUGGGACGGGCUCCCAGGAGUGGGCCCUCUGAUUGGUCGAUACUGUGGGACCAGGGUGCCUCCUGAGAUUCAAUCGUCCACUGGGAUUCUCUCUCUGGCCUUCCACACGGACAUGGCUGUGGCUAAAGAUGGCUUCUCGGCUCGAUACAACAUGACUCACAAGGAAGUCAGUGAGACUUUCCACUGUAGUAAUGCUUUCGGUAUGGAGUCAGGAAAGAUCACAGAUGACCAGAUCACAGCCUCGUCGAGUUUCUACGAUGAACACUGGCUGCCUCGACAGGCCCGACUCAAUUACCAUGACAACGGAUGGACGCCCAAUGAAGACAGCAACAGGGAGUUGAUACAGGUGGACCUCCAUACUUUAAAGGUGCUAACAGGCAUUGCCACCCAGGGCGCCAUUUCAAAGGAAACUGAAAAGGCUUACCAUGUCACCACCUUCAAGCUGGAGGUCAGCACCAACGGAGAGGACUGGAUGGUCUACAGACAUGGCAAGAAUCAUAAGGUUUUCCAUGCCAACGCUGACGCCACAGAGGUUGUUCUCAAUCGGAUCCCGCAGCCGGUCCUGGCCCGCUUCGUACGCAUCAAGCCCCAGACAUGGAAGAACGGCAUCGCAAUGCGGUUCGAGCUCUACGGCUGUCAGAUCACAGAUGCACCCUGCUCAGAGCUGCAAGGCAUGUUGUCUGGACUGCUCCCCGACUCCCAGAUCUCUGCGUCGUCCAUGAGAGACAUCCACGGCUCCAUGGGGGCCGCCAGGCUGGUGGCCAGUCGCACAGGCUGGUUCCCCAACCCAACACAACCCAUAGCUGGAGAAGAAUGGAUACAGGUGGACCUUGCUGUCCCCAAGACGGUGCGUGGCAUCAUUACCCAGGGUGCAAGAGGGCUGGAGGGCAGCACCGGUGCUGAGAACAGAGCGUUUGUCAGGAAGUACAAACUGGCCCACAGCUUGAACGGCAAAGACUGGACGUACAUGAUUGACAGCAAGACUGGGUUUGCUAAGAUUUUCGAGGGGAACGGCCACUAUGAUACUCCAGAGGUGCGCAGAUUCGAUGAGAUAGUGACCCAGUUCAUCAGAGUGUUUCCGGAGAGGUGGUCGCCUGCUGGGAUCGGCAUGAGGAUGGAGGUCCUCGGAUGUGAACUGCCAGAGCAGCUCCAGUCUUUGUCAUCGAUGACAUCAACAUUGUGA
This is a messenger RNA of Notothenia coriiceps (black rockcod), 1754 nucleotides long. RefSeq names its product neuropilin 2b (gene nrp2b). NCBI's taxonomy places the organism in Eukaryota, Metazoa, Chordata, Actinopteri, Perciformes, Nototheniidae. The annotation marks the transcript as partial. The transcript has 11 exons. Gene Ontology annotation, cellular component: plasma membrane; postsynaptic membrane; axon. Gene Ontology annotation, molecular function: semaphorin receptor activity. The record is from RefSeq and is a predicted model, not a curated record. Gene Ontology annotation, biological process: axon guidance.